This is a messenger RNA of Mobula hypostoma (lesser devil ray), 10686 nucleotides long. Its product is annotated as low-density lipoprotein receptor-related protein 2-like. Gene Ontology annotation, molecular function: calcium ion binding; protein binding; hormone binding. NCBI's taxonomy places the organism in Eukaryota, Metazoa, Chordata, Chondrichthyes, Myliobatiformes, Myliobatidae. The record is from RefSeq and is a predicted model, not a curated record. The transcript has 65 exons. Gene Ontology annotation, cellular component: apical plasma membrane; plasma membrane; signaling receptor complex. Gene Ontology annotation, biological process: receptor-mediated endocytosis.
GUUUUUUUCCCUCUGUUUAGGUGUGUUUCCGAAUGGGGAAAUGGGGGCAGAAACGGUGUAUAUUGCCCUUGGCUAUGGGCUCCCGCUUUUGGAUUCCUGCUUCGGGUGAAAGCAGCGACAUGAUUUCAUUUCGGUUGGUUAUAUUGCUGUUGGCAGCUUGUUCCCAUUUGUCCAACCGUGUAAAUGGUGACCUGGUUUGUCAUCCAGAUACAUUCACUUGCUCCAGUGGCAAAUGUGUUUCCAAAACAUUUGUCUGCAAUGGUGUAGAUGACUGUGGCGAUGGAAGUGAUGAAGGCAGCUGUAUUCCACACUCUUGUGGCUCCCGUGAGUUUCGGUGUAGUAGUUCGGAAUGCAUCCCUCUCAGCUGGUUGUGUGAUAGGCAUACUGAUUGUGCUGACCAGUCGGAUGAAUCCCCAGACCACUGUGGACAUGUGCUGCCUGCAGUUGUGACUUGUUCUCCUACAGACUUCCAGUGUGAUUCUGGUGAAUGCAUUCAUCAUCUGUGGUCCUGCGAUGGUGAUAGUGACUGCAAAGACGGAAGUGAUGAAGCCAAUUGUUCACUUAAGAUCUGUAAGCCUGAUUAUUUUAAAUGUGACAGUAGCUGUAUUCCUGAAAGCAAGAAAUGUGAUGGUUUUAAGGAUUGUCCGGAUGGCAGUGAUGAAUUUGACUGCAAGAUUCCAGACUGCGCAGGACCUUUAAAUUUCAGGUGCCAAAGCGGAGAAUGCAUAAAUUCAUCCAAACUGUGUAACCGGCAGCAAGAUUGCAAGGACUGGAGUGAUGAGCCACGUGAUAAAUGUAAUUUGAAUGAAUGCUUGAUGAGCAAUGGUGGUUGUUCUCACAUCUGCAGAGAUCUUCCCAUUGGCCAUGAAUGUGACUGUCCUCCUGGCUUUGAACUGCUUGACAGAAACUCUUGUGCAGAUGUUGAUGAAUGUCAGAAUCUGGAGAUCUGCAGUCAAAUCUGUGUCAAUUUAAAGGGGAGCUAUAAAUGUGACUGUCACAAAGGAUAUCACCUGGAUCCACUCAGUGGGGGUUGCAAGGCUCAAGGGGAUGAACCUGCUUUAAUUUUUGUCAACCGCCAUGACAUCAGGAAAAUUGGAUUGGAGCAUUUGGAAUACACUCAAGUUGUUGACCAGUUACGAAACGCUAUAGCACUUGAUGUUGACCUUGGAACUCAGAAAAUCUUCUGGGCUGAUUUAGUAUAUCAAGCAAUUUUCAGUAAAUUAUUGGAUGAGCAUGAUGGUAAAAAUACAGUCUCCAGAGCGAUUAAGGAUGUAAAAAUCCCUGUGGGAAUUGCUAUUGACUGGAUCUACAAGAACAUUUAUUGGAUAGAUGUAGGCACUAAAACACUCUCUGUGGCCAACUUUGAUGGGACAAAAAGGAAGAUUCUUUUUCGAACUGACCUGAAGGAACCAGCAUCCGUAGUUGUUGAUCCACUGACUGGGUUUAUAUUCUGGUCAGACUGGGGCGAGCCAGCAAAGAUUGAAAAAGCAGGAAUGAAUGGUGCUGCCCGCCAGCUGUUGGUUACCAGAGAGAUUCAGUGGCCAAAUGGCAUUUCACUGGACCUCGUGAAAAGGCGCCUCUAUUGGGUGGAUUCGAAACUGCACAUGUUAUCAAGUGUGGAUCUAAAUGGUCAGGAUAGAAGAAAUAUAUUGCAGUCUGAAGAAUUCCUUGGCCAUCCUCUUGCCAUAUCUGUGUUUGAGGAUCGUGUCUUUUGGAUUGAUAGCGAGACUGAAAAAAUCUAUAGUGCCAACAAGAUCACAGGAGCUGAUAUGGUACCUUUGGCCUCCAAUCUUGAAGAACCUCAUGAUAUUAUUGUUUAUCACGAUUUAGUUCAGCCAUCAGGCAGAAACUGGUGCAAUGACCGUGUUAGUGGAGGCUGUGAAUAUCUGUGUCUCCCUGCUCCUCAGAUCAGUAUUAAUUCGACUAAAUUCACCUGUGUUUGUCCAGAUGGUAUGCAAUUAAUCGAAGAUGGAAAACAGUGUAUCAAUGCUUCAACUCUCACCUGUGGAGUAUCAGACUUCAUAUGUCAUAAUGGCCAGUGCUUACCUGGUAAAUGGAAGUGUGAUGGGGAUGUCGAUUGUGAAGAUGGUUCUGAUGAACUUCCAGUACUUUGCCACAUGAGUGCCUGUGCUAUUAAUGAAAUCCACUGUGGCCCUGAAUCACUUAGGUGUAUCCCAGCAUCCUGGAAGUGCGACGGGGCGAACGACUGUGAAACUGGAUAUGAUGAGGAGCACUGUGGCACUCCGUCUUGCAGUACAGAGGAGUUUACUUGCUCCACUGGCAGAUGUACUUCCAUGGCAUUUGUGUGUAAUGGCGAAGAUGACUGUGGUGAUGGCAGUGACGAAAAUAACUGUCCUUCCUUUUCCUGUGGUCCACAUGAGUUUCAUUGUAACAGUUCAGAAUGCAUUCCUCUCAGUUGGGUAUGUGACACCCAUGUUGAUUGCACUGAUCAAUCCGAUGAAUCCCCAGCACAGUGUGGACAUAGUCCUUCACUUAAAACCUGCUCUCCUGAUGACUUCCAUUGUGCCUCCGGUGAAUGCAUCCACAUUAGAUGGUACUGUGAUGGUGAUGUAGACUGUAAAGAUGGAAGUGAUGAAGUCAGCUGCUCUUCUCGGAUGUGCCGACCAGGUUCCAUUCAAUGUGGUAGUGGCAAUUGCAUUUCAAAAAGCAAGCAGUGUAAUGGAUUUAAAGACUGCCUUGAUGGCAGCGACGAAUUGGACUGCGAGAAUGGUAAGUAUACAGUUCUAAUAGGUGGGAAUUAAUGCACGUCACUAGACAUUUUAUGACCGGCUUUUCUUCCUCAAGAAUGCACAGGAGUCAAUGACUUCAAAUGUCAAAGUGGCGAGUGCAUAGAUCAAAUCAAAGUGUGUAAUCGGCAUCCUGAUUGCAAGGACUGGAGUGACGAGCCCCUCGAGAUAUGCCAUCUAAAUGAAUGCUCCAUGAACAAUGGUGGUUGCUCCCAUAUCUGCAGAGAUCUCGUCAUUGGCUAUGAAUGUGACUGCCCUGAUGGCUUUGAGUUGAUCGAUGGAAAAAUCUGUGAAGAUACUAAUGAGUGUCAAAAUCCUGGCAUCUGCAGUCAAAUUUGUAUUAAUUUGAAAGGAAGCUACAAAUGUGGAUGCUUUGCAGGCUAUCGCAUGGAUCCAAUUAAUCAAGUCUGCAAGGCAGUAGGAGGCAAAGAGCCUUAUUUGAUCUUCGCAAAUCACCAUGACAUCCGCAAGCUGGGACUACAUCACCAGGAGUACACCCAAAUUGCUGCGCAGCUGAGGAAUGCUGUGGCCCUGGAUGCUGAUGUUGCAGAGGAGAGAAUAUUUUGGGCUGAUGAGGGUCAGCAGGCUAUCUUCAGUUUGUCCAUGCGUGAGAAGAAAAUUCUUGAUGUUUCAAGGAUCCUUAAAGAUGUAAACAAUCCAAAGGGAAUUGCAGUGGAUUGGAUAUAUAAGCAUAUCUACUGGACUGAUGAUGGUGCCAAAACUGUAUCUGUGGCUACUUUCAAUGGAACUGAAAGGAAGGUCCUCUUUGACACCGGCCUGAGGGAGCCAGCAUCUGUGGCAGUUGAUCCAUUGACAGGGUUUAUUUAUUGGUCGGAUCUAGGAGUACCAGCAACAAUAGAGAAAGCUGGUAUGAAUGGUAUUAGCAGGCAGCUUCUGGUUAAUGCAGAGAUUGAAUCGCCAAAUGGCAUUGCACUUGAUCUUGUGAAAAGUUCUCUUUAUUGGGUUGACUCCAAACUGCACUUGUUAUCCUAUAUUAACUUCAAUGGACAAAACAGAAGAACAGUGCUUUACUCCUCGGAAUUCCUUGCUCAUCCUUCUGCUGUUGCAGUAUUUGAGGAUCGUGUAUUCUGGACUGAGGAAAUGAACGCUGCCAUCUAUGGAGCCAAUAAAUAUACAGGAGAAGAUGUGGAGACUCUAGUUUCCAACCUUAAUCAACCUCAAGAUGUCUUUAUAUUUCACCCAUUAUUGCAGCCAUCUGGCAAAAAUUGGUGCAAUGAAAAGCUGAAAAGUGGAGGUUGUAAGUACCUGUGCCUCCCUGCUCCACACAUUGAUCAGUUACCCAAAUUCACUUGUGUGUGUCCGUCUGGAGUGGUUGUGGAAAACCAAAGGGAGUGUAAAGCAGACAUAAGAACCUGUCGUAUGAAUGAAAUCAGUUGUGGCACUGAUUCCCUUCAGUGUAUUCCUAUUGACUGGAAAUGUGAUGGUGAAAGAGAUUGCAUUUCAGGCAGUGAUGAAGAGAACUGUGGCAACCUUACGUGUAGUCAAAAAGAAUUUACUUGCUCCAGUGGCAAAUGCAUUUCGAUAUCAUUCAUGUGCAAUGGUGAAGAUGACUGUGGUGAUGGAAGUGACGAAAGGAAUUGUGUUCCUUCCAAGUGUGGCCCACAUGAGUUUCGGUGCAAUAGUUCUCAGUGUAUUCCCAUGGGCUGGGUAUGUGAUACAAAUGCUGAUUGCAGUGAUCAAUCCGAUGAAUCUCCUGAACGCUGUGGGCAUAUUACCCUUCCUCCUACGGUUUGCUCUCCUGGUGAAUUUCGUUGUGGUUCUGGCCAAUGCGUUCCUAGUAAGUGGCAUUGUGAUGGUGAUACAGACUGUCAAGAUGGGAGUGACGAAAUCAAUUGUGCUCCGCUCACUUGCGGACCAGAUGAUUUCAGAUGUGGUAGCAGUGACUGUGUCCAUCAAAGUAAACUGUGUAAUGGAUUUAGAGACUGCCCUGAUGGUAGUGAUGAAACCAUCUGCAAGAGUGAUUGCACAGGAUCAAAUGACUUCAGAUGUCAAAGUGGAGAAUGCAUAGAUAUGUUUCAAGUGUGUGAUCGACAUCAAGACUGCAAGGACUGGAGUGAUGAACCCUCUAAAGGAUGUAAUGUAAAUGAAUGUUUAAUGAACAAUGGAGGUUGUUCUCAUAUCUGCAUCGAUCUACUAAUUGGGUACAAAUGUGGAUGUCCUGCAGGAUUUCAGCUAGCUGAAAGGGACUGUGUAGAUAUUGAUGAAUGUCAAAAUCUUGCAACAUGUAGUCAAAUUUGCAUCAAUUUGGAAGGAAGUUACAAAUGUGAAUGUCACCAAGGAUAUCAAAUGGAUCCAGCCACUGGGAUUUGCAAAGCAGUUGGGAAAGAGCCAUAUUUGAUCUUCACAAAUCACCAUGACAUCAGGAAGCUAGGUCUGCAUCACCAAAAGUACACACAGUUGGCAGUGCAGCUGAGAAAUGCUGUAGCGCUGGAUGCUGAUAUUGCAGGGCAGAUACUUUUCUGGGCUGACGUGGGUCAGCGGGCUAUCUUCAGUGCAUCCAUCAGCAGAGUUGGUGUUUCCAAGGUCCUCAAGGAGAUAGACUUCCCUAUAGCAAUUGCUGUGGACUGGGUUUACAAGCACCUGUACUGGACUGACCGUGGUACAAAGACAAUAUCUGCAGCCUCAUUUGAUGGAAGCAAAAGAUUGACCCUCAUUGAUACUGACUUGAAGGAGCCAGGUUCUGUUGCAGUUGAUCCACUAUCAGGGUUUGUUUACUGGUCAGACUGUGGUGAAUCAGCAAAGAUAGAAAGAGCAGGGAUGAAUGGUGAUAAUCGACAGCUCCUGGUUACCAAGGAGAUUGAGUGGCCAAAUGGCAUUGCACUCGAUCUUGUGAAAGGUCGCCUUUAUUGGGUUGACUCCAAGCUUCAUACGUUGUCAAGCAUUGACCUAAGAGGUCAGGACAGAAUCACGGUGCUGCAUUCGCAUGAAUUCCUUGUUCAUCCUUUGGCACUUUCCAUUUUUCAAGAUAGUGUGUUUUGGAUUGACGGGAUGAACGAAGCCAUCUAUAAAGCCAACAAGUUCAGUGGAGAAGAUCUUACAACUGUGAUCUCUAAUCUGGAUAGACCUCAAGAUCUUAUUGUCUAUCAUGAAUUAAUGCAACCAUCAGGCAAAAACUGGUGUAAAGUGGAGUCAAAAAAUACCCCUUGUGAAUACAUGUGCAUGCCUGCACCUCAAAUUAGCAGUAAUUCAGAAAAAUCAACCUGUAUGUGUCCUUCUGGAAUGAAGCUGGAAAAUGGACGAUACUGUAGAAAAGCUAUUGUGAAUUGCAGUUCAUCUGACUUUGUGUGCCUUAGUGGACAAUGUGUGCCCAAUAAGUGGAAAUGUGAUGGCAAAGCUGAUUGUGAAGAUGGAUCUGAUGAAAAUUCAGAAACCUGUUAUGCAGAACUUUGCCAAAUGCAUGAAAUCAGCUGUGGCCCUGGAUCACAUCAAUGUAUUCCUAUCUCUUGGAAGUGUGAUGGGCAGAAGGACUGUGGUAAUGGCAGUGAUGAAGAGAACUGUGGCAUUCUCACCUGCAGUCCAACAGAGUUUAUCUGCUCUGAUGGCAGAUGCAUAUCCAAGACAUUUGUAUGUAAUGGUGAAGAUGACUGUGGUGAUGGAAGUGAUGAAAAAGGCUGUGCUCCACAUUCUUGUGGCCCACACGAAUUUCACUGCAAUAGUUCAGAAUGUAUCCCACUGAGUUGGGUAUGUGAUACUAAUGCUGAUUGUGCUGAUCAUUCCGAUGAAUCUCUGGACAAGUGCAAACACAUUCAUCCUCCAUUGACUUGUCCUCCAAAUGAAAUUCAAUGUGGAUCAGGCGAAUGCAUCCAUGAUCAUUGGUUUUGUGAUGGAGAUACUGACUGCAAAGAUGGAAGUGAUGAAAUUAAUUGCCCUGCUUGGACAUGUAGACCAGAUCAGUUCAGAUGUGGUGUUGGUGCCUGCAUUCAGAAUGACAGGAAAUGUAAUGGACAAAGAGACUGUCUUGACGGGAGCGAUGAAGUUGAUUGUGGAAGUGCUGCAGUGUGCAGUGGACCUGCUGACUUCAGAUGUGGAAGUGGAGAAUGUAUUCAUAUAACAGAAGUGUGCAAUCAUCGUCAGGACUGCAAAGACUGGAGUGAUGAACCUGCCCAGAAAUGUAAUGUGAAUGAAUGCCUAGUGAACCAAGGUGGCUGCUCUCAUAUCUGCAAGGAUCUGGUUAUUGGCUAUGAAUGUGAUUGUCCUGCAGGUUUUGAGUUAAAUGAGAAAACCUGUGUUGAUGUUGAUGAGUGUAGAAAUCUUGGAACCUGCAGUCAAACCUGCAUCAACUUGGAAGGAAGCUUCCUGUGUGAAUGCCAAAGUGGAUAUCGUGUUGAUGCAGUGAGUGGAACUUGCAAAGCUGUGGGAGGAGAACCUUACUUAAUCUUCACCAAUCGCCAUGAUAUCAGGAAACUUGGUCUGCAUCACAAGGAGUAUGAGCUGGUGCUUGCACACCUGAGAAAUGUUAUUGCACUCGAUGUUGAUAUUGCAGAGAAGAGAAUCUUCUGGGCUGACUUGGGAGACCGUGCAAUCUUUAGUAUGCUAAUGGAUAACAACAAAGGCAACCCUGAUAUUUCCAGAAUUAUUAACAACAUACGCAUUCAUGUGGGAAUUGCAGUGGACUGGAUUUACAACAACAUAUACUGGACUGAUAUGGGUGCCAGGACUAUAUCCGUAGCAAGCUAUGAUGGAAGACGAAUGAAGAUUCUGUUUGACAGUAACUUGAGGGAGCCAGCCUCUAUAGCAGUUGAUCCACUGUCUGGGUAUAUGUAUUGGUCAGACCGGGGUGAACCAGCAGUAAUUGAAAAAGCAGGAAUGAAUGGUAUUGAUCGCAAGCUCCUCGUGACCACAGAUAUCCACUGGCCAAAUGCCAUUACACUCGAUCGUGUGAAAAACCGACUCUAUUGGGUUGACUCCAAGCUGCGCACACUGUCAAGUAUAGAUGUGGUUGGAGAAGAUAGAAGAACUGUCUUGUCUUCACAUGAAUCUCUUGGUUAUCCUUUUGGUGUGUCCUUGUUUGAGGACUCAGUCUUCUGGACUAAUUGGGAGAAUAAUGCCGUUUAUGGAGCUAACAAAUUUACAGGAGAGGAUCUAAUGACUUUAAUCUCCAACCUUAAGGAAGCUCAUGAUAUAAUUGUCUAUCAUGAACUAGCACAGCCGACAGGUAGAGAUUGGUGUAAUGUAAACUUGAAGAAUGGAGGAUGCAAAUAUAUGUGUCUGCCAGCUCCUCAGAUAGACAAACACUCUCCAAAGUAUACCUGUGUGUGUCCAUUUGGGAUGGAGUUGCAAGACGGACAGCACUGCAGAACAGCCAAAGUUAAUUGUGGCUCAACUGAAUUCAAGUGUGAAGAUGGGCAAUGUAUACCAAGCAGGUGGCAGUGCGAUGGUACAAGUGAUUGUGGUGAUGGAUCUGAUGAAAGUUACGAUGUUUGUUAUCUGAGAAAUUGCCCCACUAAUGAAAUUAAAUGUGGCUUUGAUUUCCUUCAAUGUAUUCCGGUUUCCUGGAAAUGCAAUGGAGUAGAAGACUGUGAUGAUGGCAGUGAUGAAGAAAGCUGUGAUGAAGUUAAUUGCAGUCCAUCAGAGUUCACUUGUGCUAAUCACAGAUGCAUUUCCAAGGAAUUUGUAUGUAAUGGUGAAGAUGACUGUGGUGACAGGAGUGAUGAAGAAGGCUGCACUCCACCAGUCUGUGGCCCACAUAAGUUCCGGUGCCUUAAUUCUUCAGAGUGUAUAUCCCUGAAUUGGGUAUGUGACCACAGUGUUGAUUGUAUUGACCAAUCUGAUGAAUCUCCAGCUACCUGUGGUCACACAGAAGCUCCAUUUGUCACCUGUCCUCCAAAUGAAUUCCAGUGUGGUUCGCAUGAAUGCAUCCAUUUCCAAUGGUACUGUGAUGGGGAUACUGACUGCAAGGAUGGAAGUGAUGAAGCCAGCUGUCCUCCUCGGACCUGUAGACCAGAUCACUUUGAAUGUAGCGAUGGUAAAUGUAUCACUGGAAGUAGUCGAUGUAAUGGAAUUACUGAUUGUGCUGAUGGUGGUGAUGAACUCAGAUGUGAAAAGGCUGAGGAGUGUGCGGGGCCCAUUGACUUCAAGUGUCGAAGUGGGGAAUGCAUAAAAAUUGUGCAAGUCUGUGAUCAACAACAGGACUGCAAAGACUGGAGCGACGAACUCUUGGGAAAAUGCAAUGUGAAUGAGUGCUUGUCAAACAAUGGAGGUUGUUCACACAUCUGUCAGGACCUUGUCUUUGGCUAUGAAUGUGAUUGCCCUUUUGGUUUUGAAUUGGUUGGUAAGACCUGUAAAGAUAUUGAUGAAUGCAAGUAUCCUGAAACCUGCAGUCAACUUUGUAUUAACUGGGAAGGAAGCUACAAGUGUGAAUGUUAUGAAGGAUAUUAUAUGGAUCCAACUAAUUUGGUUUGCAAGUCAAUAGGAAGGGAGCCUUUCUUGAUCUUCACUAAUCACCAUGAUAUCCGGAGGCUUGGACUACAUCACCAGGAGUACACCCACUUACCUCUGCAGCCAAGAAAUGCUAUAGCAGUGGAUGCUGAUGUUGCAGAGCAGAGAAUCUUUUGGGUUGACCUGGCACAGCAAACCAUUUUUGGUGUGUCCUUGGAUGAAUGGGAACACGCAACUUUGAUUUCCCAAGUUAAGGUUUCUGGUUCCCCUGGAGGAAUUGCAGUGGACUGGAUCUACAAGCAUAUCUAUUGGACUGAUCGAGGUGACAGGACGCUGUCUGUGGCUACAUUUGAUGGAAGCAAAAAGAAAGUUCUUUUUGACACAGAUUUGAAGGAUCCAGCUUCUAUAGCAGUUAAUCCACUAACUGGGUUUGUUUAUUGGUCAGACUGCGGUGAACCAGCCAUGAUUGAAAAAGCAGGAAUGAAUGGUGCUGACCGCCAGCAACUUGUGACCGCAAAGAUUCAGUGGCCAACUGGCAUUACCCUUGAUCUUGGGAAAAGCCGUUUGUAUUGGGUUGAUUCAAAGAUGCACAUGUUAUCAAGUGUAGACCUAAAUGGUCAGGAUAGAAGAACAGUGCUCUGGUCACUAGAGUUCCUCAUUCAUCCUACUGCUAUUGCUGCAUUUGAGGAUACUGUCUUCUGGACUGAUAAGGAGACUAAAGCAGUCUAUAAAUUUGACAAGUACGCAAGGGAUAAUGUGGUGGUUCUGGUUUCCAACCUUCAUGAACCUCGGGACAUUAUUGUCUACAGUGAGCUGUUACAACCACUUGGUAAAAAUUGGUGUGGCAUAAAAAAGAAGGGGGGCUGUGAAUUCAUGUGCCUUCCUGCUCCUUGGUUUAAUAGCUGGUCACAGAAAUAUACAUGCGUGUGUCCAGUUGGAAAAGAGCUGGAGCUGAACGGACAGCUGUGUAGAAUAGCAAAACAAAAUGUAACGGUUGCAGAAACUUCAACACUGCCAGCCUUGUCCUCUGUUGCUUCAGAACAGUUGCCUUCUAAUUUUCAUACGGCAGUGACAUGGCCUGAAGGUAAAAAUUCAAGUGCUAUCCUCGAGCACAGACGCACGAAUGGCUCUGACGUCGGUUGGAUUGUACUUGUUAUUCUGUUGGUAACCAUGCCUGUUGCAACUGGCUACUUUAAGUGGCGGGAUUGGCAAAAGAAGACCCAGCAAGUCAUGAAUUUUGAGAAUCCAACCUUCCAAAAUGAUUGAUUGCAGAAGCCAUUAAUUCAGUUCAAUGUGUUUUAUCAGUAUUUAAUUACUGGCAUAAUGGCUAGUGAAACAGAACAUGUUUUAAGUGCAACUAAAGCUGGUUGGUUUCUUAAUCAACAAGGUGGAAUCUUCAAAAUUGCUUUUGUACUGUUAACAAAAUAACCUACACUUUUCUGAUUUAUUCAAAAUUGCAUUGAGAUGAUCAUUGCAUUGAAAUGCUGCUGUCUGGUCAAAAAGUAUAUUUUAAUACUUUGAAACAGAAUAAAAUUGCAUA